Messenger RNA from Penicillium manginii, 1641 nucleotides. RefSeq names its product putative extracellular lipase. The record is from RefSeq and is a predicted model, not a curated record. Bases 1 to 1641 code for a protein of 546 amino acids. NCBI's taxonomy places the organism in Eukaryota, Fungi, Ascomycota, Eurotiomycetes, Eurotiales, Aspergillaceae. The transcript has 2 exons.
AUGUCGAGCGGUUCAUCUGAUCAUCCUACCGUCACACUUGCCCAAGGCAAGGUGAUUGGAACCAUUCGCGAGAAGACAGCCCCUCAAUCCAUUGAGGCGUUCUUAGGCGUGCCCUAUGCUCUCCCGCCUGUCGGAGACAGGCGAUUCAAGCCUGCCGAGAUAGUUCCCGCCUCUACACAAAGCAUCGACGCCACCAGAUUUGGACCAGCAGCUCCCGGAAAACCAUUGCUGGCUGGUGGACCGAAGCUAGAGCAAAGUGAAGAUUGUCUGACUGCUAAUAUUUUCCGACCGUCGGGGACUGGAGAAAGUGAUAGUCUGCCUGUUGCUAUCUAUAUUCAUGGAGGAGCAUUCAACCGGGGUGCUGCUGCGAUGCACGACACUGGGUCGAUGGUGGCAUGGUCUGAAGAGCCAUUCAUCGGUGUCAGUUUCGGUUAUCGUGUCGGAGCACUGGGCUUUUUACCAUCAGCCUUGUCGAAGAAAGAGGGUGUUCUGAAUCUCGGUCUUCGUGAUCAAGUUCACCUAUUCGAAUGGGUGCAGGGAAACAUCCAGAAUUUUGGUGGUGAUCCUGGAAACGUCACUCUUUUCGGUCUAUCGGCCGGAGCACAUUCGAUUGGACACCAUUUGCUCAAGUAUGAUUCACGAGCCUCGCCAUUAUUCCAUCGCGUGAUUCUAGAAUCCGGAUCGCCGACAUCCCGAGCAGUGCGUCCCUAUGAUGCAAAAGUCCACGAGCAACAGUUUAAAGACUACCUUCAAGAAGUUGGUUGUCCGUCAGAUCUCCCUGAGUCUGAUAUAUUCCCAUUUCUACGCUCAUUGCCUAGCUCAACGGUUACGAACGCGCAAACAAAGGUCUUCGAUAAAUACAAUCCGUCGCUUAGAUGGGCAUUUCAACCCGUUAUUGAUGAAGAUAUUAUCCCACGCAAACCGCUAGACGCUUGGAACUCUCUUCUUUGGAACAAGGUCCCAAUUAUGACAGGCUUUAACAGCAAUGAAGGAACGUUCUAUGUGGAUCAUAAAAUGUCUAGCCCAGCACAAUUCCGGAAUUUCUGGCAGGGUCUACUUCCUGAGUUAUCUCAAGAAGAUCUUGAUACAAUUGACCGCCUAUACCCCGACCCUAGUCUGAACCCUAGCUCGCCAUACUUGGAAAAGAGAGAAGGCUACGAGCUUGGUCCACAAUAUAAGCGAAUCGAAGCUGCGUAUGGGCACUAUGCUUAUGUGGCGCCUGUGCGCCAGACAGCCCAUUUUGCUGCAUCUCAGGGGGUUCCGGCAUACCUUUACAACUGGGCACUUCCAAGAACGGUGAUCGGUCGUGCAAAUCAUGGCGACAACAUGUACUACGAGACAUUCAAUGAGUCUAUUACAGGCAUAUCUGAAUCUCAGAAAGAGCUGUCUGGAACCUACCACGCCUAUGUCACCAGCUUCAUUACAAAAGGAGACCCAAAUGCCAUAUCUGGUCGCUAUGGGGAGCGCCCUAAGUGGGAGCCGUAUGUGCCAGAUAAUCCUCGAAUUUUGAUUCUUGGGGAAGGAAAUGAGGAGCUGAUUGGAGGGCCUACUGCCCCUGCAGCCAAGUUCGUGAAAGACGAAUGGGCAAGGAAGGAAACGGAAUUCUGGUGGUCAAAAGUCCCGAUAUCGCAGCUUGCAUGA